Molecule: messenger RNA, 858 nt
Organism: Arabis nemorensis
Lineage: Eukaryota; Viridiplantae; Streptophyta; Magnoliopsida; Brassicales; Brassicaceae
Source: the annotation of a GenBank genome assembly
AUGGCACCGAAGCAAGCGGAAGAGAACCAUCACAUGGCAUCUUCGACUGAAGAGGAAGAAGAAUCUGUUUCAUCUAUACAAGUAUCUGAGUCUACUCUUGAAGAUUCAAAGAAAGACGAGUCUUCUGAUGACGAAGGCGAUGUCCAGUCGAAACCCACUCACACAAGUUAUGUUCCUAAAACCAAAUCGACUCUGCCGGAGAGCUCUACGGGCAAGCGUUCGUUGGAGCAAACGGAUGAUGUUGAGGGAAAGAGCGAAGAGGAGAUAGUGUUUUCCAAAGAUCUUGAUCAGAAAGCUUUCGAAUUGUCGAGAAAGAUUUGGGGAAAGAAUGGUGUUCUGGCUUCAAAAUCAAGGAUGAAGGUUGAAGAAAGCCCGAACGGGUUUAUGUUGUUGCCUCACUCGUCCAGGAAAAAUCGAGAAACCGCAAAUGUUGUAGACACUAGUCUCACCUCUAGUAGAGAGUUAUCAUAUUUCUUCAAGACAGAGAAUGUGUCUGCUUAUGGUUUGGAUGAACCCGCAGUGAUUGCCGGUUGGGAUAUGGUUGCGGACGGAUCAAAGAAGAGAGAAAUGGAGAAAAAAUUGAAGAAGCUCAAGGCAAUGCAGGUGGAGCUAUGUAUGCAGAGGACUGGACUUGUGGCCGAAUCCGCAAAGCUGAUUUUCAAAGACAAUGCAUCCUCUUCUGUCAAGAAGGUGCCUCAUGAGGACUGUACAGUUAAGAGACAAAACUCAUCACCACAUGGUUCUGCAGUUUGCAUAACAAUGAGAGACGAUACACCAUUGCAUGCUACAACUAGAGCAUCAAUUGGAUCACAGAGACAUUGUCACGACUGCGCUCCUUGUCUUGGAGUUGCGGUCUAA